Molecule: messenger RNA, 4267 nt
Organism: Magallana angulata
Lineage: Eukaryota; Metazoa; Mollusca; Bivalvia; Ostreida; Ostreidae
Product: transient receptor potential cation channel subfamily V member 1-like
Exons: 26
Coding region: 145-3066 (973 amino acids)
Biological process (GO): calcium ion import across plasma membrane
Cellular component (GO): membrane
Molecular function (GO): calcium channel activity; protein binding
Source: RefSeq, a predicted model, not a curated record
GGGAAAUCGUUGUCACCGACUACACUGUAAACAUCGAUGGCGACUGACAGGUGCUUGUUGUAGGAGUUAAUAAUCCUUUACUGCAGUCAUUCACACCACUUAGUUGUUUUAUCCACAGAACAUAUCUGUGAAUAGCUCUGUUCAAUGGAUGCCCCAAGAAAGAAACGGAAAGGAAAAGUUGCACCCACAGGGGAAGAAAACAGCUCAUUUGAGCUAGAUAUGAGAUCAGAUGUUCAAAAUAAUAGUAAACUCAUCAACACACUGAAAGAAAAGGUGAAGGAUGCUACAACCAAACACAAUGCACUGUCUGCCAUUGUUGGGGCCAAAGGAUUGGCCUCCAAGUGGAAAAGUUAUGCAGCAACCAAGCGAGUCAUUGCUACAAAAAUUCAUUUGGUUGGAGAGGAGACCUCAUAUAUAGGCACUCAGAAUGAGGAGGAGAAGGCAGCUAUAAAAGGGAAAGGUAUAGAUCAAAUGGAAGAUCUAGAGGCCUAUAAACCAUUUGGCAUGCGUCAGGACACGAAAAAGAAGCUUCGAUCGGCCAACGACAAAACUUUGAUUGACUAUUUUUAUCAACUGGGUCAGUCUCGGGACCCGAAUGCCAAAGUGGAUUUGGACUUUGUGGACUCACUCAUAAAAAAUGGUGCCAACAUAAACUGUAAUGACAAACAUGGACAAACAUUGCUUCAUGAGGUUUGUCGUACGUGGCACAUCGAUGUGGCCAAAUUCCUCUUGGAAUUGGGAGCCAAUGUGAAUCAGGCAGACAAGUAUGGGCGCACUCCACUUCAUGUGGCUGCAGCAGUAGACUACCCAGAAAUGGUGGAAAUCCUCAUCAAAAACGGAGCUGACAGAGAAUCCCUCAGUAAUGAGAAACAGACACCUGUUCACUAUGCAGCCAAAAAUGAUGCUUGUAAUUCCUUGAAAAUGUUGAUAAAAAUGAAAUGUAAAUACGACAAUGUUUUGGACUACAAAGGAAGGACCCCUCUGUUUGUGGCAGCAGAGCUGGAUCGUAGUGAAACUGCCAGUCUCUUGCUCGAUUAUAAAGCUAAUGUCAGAAUAUCAGAUAACAGUGGAAUGAAGCCUUUGAGUUGGAUGAUCACCAAGAUGCCCCCUGUGGCUCUGGAUGCUUUGAGACAGUUUCACUCCACAGAUCGCCCCAACAGAAAACAGUACUUUUUUCUUAGGGACCUUGUUACUGACACAAAAAAAGACCCAAAGGGAAAUAGUUUAACCCCACUUCAAUGUGCCACCCACUACAAGCAAUAUGACCUUCUGUCCCACAAAGUCAUGCUGGCACUUAUUACCCAGAUGUGGACCAAAUUUGGCAGGAUCCGAGCCUGGUUUAAUCUCUUUCUGAACUUUGCGUACAUCAUGAUAUGGACUGUGUAUGGCCUGGUGAUUGAAUAUGAUGUCAGACACAAAUACGAUCUCCCUGAUCAAUGGUGGAGAAUUCUACUUCUUGUCAUUGCCAUCGGGUUUACAGUGUAUCAAAUUGUAGAAGAAGUAUUGGAAUACAAACGUUCCUUACAGUUCCAUAAUAAUUGGGUUGGAUACAGAAGAGAAAUGAUAGAGGAAGACCUGAAAUACUGCCAUCCUCGCUGGACCGAGGAGAGCGAUUACCUGCACAAGGAAUUGUCAAGUCUGGACGAUUCUCGACCCCGCUACUGGUCAGAUUUCUGGAACAUUUUCGACUGGAUUUGCUAUGUUUUCCUGGUAGCCAGUAUCACCACACAUUUAGUUGACAUUUUCAAGCACUCGGAAACUUUGGCGAGAGCCCAUAUCAGAAUCAUGUCUGUGACAAUUAUCCUGCUGUGGCUUCGUCUGAUGAAAGUGGCGAGAGCAUUUGCUCUCCUAGGACCAUUCAUUGUGAUGCUGUCUCAUAUGGUGAAAGACUUGCUCAGAUUUGCUUUUCUGUAUUUGGAAUUUUAUCUUCCAUUUGUGUGUGCUUUUUGGAUGAUCUUUGGAGGAAGCAAGAAAGCUUAUUAUAGUAAUACUCCUGACCCUGUGUAUGUCACUGUGAAUGACACUGUGAAUGGCACAGUGAAUGGCACUGUGAAUGUCACUGUGAAUGGUGAGGUUAAGAUUGACAUUGUGCAUGUCGAUGGGUACGGAGAUUUUGGGGAUGUUUUCUACAGUCUGUUCCGGCUGACGCUGGUGGACGAAUAUGACUUUGAAAACAUGUUGAAAGUAGAUCCUAUCAUGGCGAAGAUCUUGGUUGGACUUUGGCUAGCCCUGUCUGCUGUCCUUUGUCUCAAUCUCUUCAUUGCCUUGCUGUCUGAUACAUUCCAGAGAGUCUACGAUAAUGCCCAGGCUAACGCUGUCAUGCAGAAGGCACUCAUGACUCUCAGCAUCUGGGAGAGCAUGACGAGUUCUCGACGAAACGCUUUCUAUCACUACAUGGAAACUUCCUGCAAUCCCUUCAAGGAAUAUUAUGAUGACGACAUGACCGAAGAGGGAGAGGAGGACAUGAAGAAGGUCACCAUACAGAUCAAGGAAGAUCUUGAUGACUUGAGAGAUGCUUUUGAUACAAAGUUCGGGAAAAGAAAAGAGCUGAAAAAUGGAGACGAGCCAGGAGACUUGGAGGAAGAUGAGGAGGAUUUGAACAACAAAUCUAGAAUGGUUGAUAUUGAGCGAUUUGAGAAUGAGAUUGGUAUUCUUCGAGACAGUAUCACAGAGCUUCGAGUUCGCCAAGAUGAUAUGAUGGAGAAUCUACAAACAGGAAUCAAUAACAUUACCAACCUUAUGAAUGAGAUGAUGGGGCGGCCUGCUGGAUCUAGUGAGGUUGACUUUGAAUUGGAAUCUCCACGAAGGUCGUCUUCAAGAAGCGGUCGUCCUAAGAAAUCCAAAAGGAAGAAGACUUCAGACAAACAGCCGAUUGUCCACGAAGAUGACGCUGCUCUCCUAGAUCCAGGAACUCUAUCUCCCCCAGCAUAUCCACUACAGCAGACCCAAACCCCACCCACUGUGGAUGUCUCCAUGGCAGAUUUCCCAGCCCUGGAGUUCACACAAACAUCCCAACCAUCAAUUAGUCCGAGAAGGCCACAGGAUGGGCAUGAUGCAGAUUGCUGAACUAAUGGUCAAAGAAUCUUCUAAACAGAAUAGUGAGAAGUGCAAAUCACCUGUGAUAUUAUUGUUAUUGCAAAAUUGAAAUGACAAUGCCAAGACAUUGUAACUUGUGGCCAAAUAAGUUAUAUUACAAUCAGAUUUAUUUUAUUUUAUUUUUUGUAGCACCUUUUUUGUUUAACCCUCAAAUUUUAAAAGAUUUAACCUUCAAAUUUUGUAAAUUUUAAUAUCUAGAAAAUAUUUUAUUUUUGGUAUUUUAUUUGUAAUUUAAGGCCAUCAAUUUAUUUAGAAAAAGAGAAAUAUUAACAUUUUUAAUGCAAUGUGUUUUUGUAUCAUUUUAUAAAACAUAAUUAUUUAUUUGAAUGUUUUACAUAUUGUCCGUCCAAUGGUGUUUAAAAUAUUCACACAUUUUUAUCACAUGAAUCUACAUGAAAUGUACUUUGUUUAGUUUUCUCUACUGAUUUCGAUUCUAAAUUGUUUUACAGGGAUUUUUUGUUGUAACAUUAUUGUUUAGUUAUAUUGUAUAUUUACUGCAUGUACAUUUACUGCUCAGCCUCAACUAUAAUGUACAUUGGUAAUUUAGCAGCUUUUAUAUGAAUAUGUGACUAUUAGGUGCUAGAGUUCUUUCUUAUUCUCUAUUUGUACUGUGAUAAUAUUCCAUAGUCAGCCACUUGGUCAUUGACUACGAUAUUUUGGUUUUAUAGACAAUGCGUAUUAUAUGCCAAUGCAACUUUACUGAAAUAUUGCUUUGUUUGCAUUAGAUUUACCUUAGAUUUCAAAUAAAAGCACUUCAGAUUUUGUAUCCUUUUCAUGCACAAGGAUUGUCAUUUUAAAAAGAUAUGUUGCAUUUACUUUUAAUACAUUUCUAAGUUAUAAUUUUAUCUUUGAAAAUGUGAUACUUCCAUUAUGAUACUUGCAGUUUGAUUUUAAAAGAUAUGUGUUUUUUAUAUCAAUUAACUUAAUGAUUUAUUUCAUGAAUAAGGAAAAAAAACUGAUACAGUGUAUUUAUUUUGAAGUGAUUUGGAUAUCUUAUGUAUAUUUUUGGUAAAUAUUUUCUUAUCGGAGAAGAAAUAAACAGCAUUUUUAUCUAUGUGAUAACAAAUAUUUACUUGACAUGUAGUUUUGAUUUCUGUAAUUGAUUUUAACAAUCUUACUGGUUAGUAAAUCCAUCAGAAUAAAACUAUUCCUAUCAAUGUCUGAUUUGUGU